CCCGCGGAGUCUGCGUAGGGGUUGGCGCCGGAGCGGUGCUGCCGUCGGGGGCUGACGCCGAGCGCCCAGCCCGCGGUGUCGGCGGCGCGUCGGCCUCGGUGCGCCGCCGCGGCCCGGGAGCGUCGGCCGGGCGGGCCGGCACUGAACUGAGAAGAUGUCCCUGUAUGAUGACCUGGGAGUGGAGACCAGUGACUCAAAAACAGAAGGCUGGUCCAAAAACUUCAAACUCCUGCAGUCUCAGCUCCAGGUGAAGAAGGCAGCUCUCACUCAGGCCAAGAGCCAGAGGACAAAACAAAGUACAGUCCUUGCUCCAGUAAUCGACCUAAAGCGAGGCGGCUCUUCGGAUGAGCGGCAGAUCGUGGACACUCCACCACACGUGGCUGCAGGCCUCAAGGACCCUGUUCCCAGCGGGUUUUCUGCAGGAGAAGUUUUGAUCCCCUUAGCUGAUGAAUAUGAUCCCAUGUUUCCUAACGAUUAUGAGAAAGUAGUGAAGCGCCAAAGAGAGGAGCGACAGAGGCAGCGGGAGCUGGAAAGACAGAAGGAAAUAGAAGAGAGAGAAAAGCGGCGUAAAGACAGACAUGAAGCUAGUGGGUUUUCCAGGCGACCCGAUCCAGAUUCUGAUGAAGAUGAAGAUUAUGAGCGAGAGAGGAGGAAAAGAAGUAUGGGCGGAGCUGCCAUUGCACCUCCCACGUCUCUUGUGGAGAAGGACAAAGAAUUACCCCGAGACUUCCCUUAUGAAGAGGAUUCACGACCUCGCUCACAGUCUUCCAAAGCUGCUAUCCCUCCCCCAGUGUACGAGGAACAAGACAGACCCCGAUCCCCAACCGGCCCUGGCAACUCCUUCCUCGCCAACAUGGGGGGCACGGUAGCACAUAAAAUCAUGCAGAAGUAUGGCUUCCGGGAAGGCCAGGGUCUCGGGAAACAUGAGCAGGGCCUGAGCACAGCGCUGUCGGUGGAGAAGACCAGCAAGCGGGGCGGCAAGAUCAUCGUGGGCGACGCCACCGAGAAAGACGCAGCCAAGAAGUCAGAUUCAAAUCCAUUAACUGAAAUACUUAAGUGUCCUACCAAAGUGGUCCUACUCAGGAACAUGGUUGGUGCAGGAGAGGUGGAUGAAGACUUGGAAGUAGAAACCAAGGAAGAGUGUGAAAAAUAUGGCAAAGUUGGAAAAUGUGUGAUAUUUGAAAUUCCUGGUGCCCCUGAUGAUGAAGCAGUACGAAUAUUUUUAGAAUUCGAGAGGGUUGAGUCAGCAAUUAAAGCUGUUGUUGAUCUGAAUGGGAGGUAUUUUGGUGGACGGGUGGUCAAAGCAUGUUUCUACAAUUUGGAUAAAUUCAGGGUCCUGGAUUUGGCAGAACAAGUUUGAUUUUAAAUACUAGAGCCUGAGUCAUCUCCAGCGAUCCUUCAGCGAGCUGCAGACUGAGCAGAGGAGAACAAGGCGUCAGGGGGCCUUCAUGGCUAUGGGUGCAGAGACUCUGUAAGACUUCUAAGAUAUAUGUUGACUGAUCCCUUUUUUAUUUUGUGGUUUUUUAAUAUAGUAUAAAAAUCCUUUUAAAAAAAAACAAACAAAAAGCAAUCUGUGUGCCUCUCUGGUUGUUUAUCUUUUUUAUUACCACUUCUGAGGUGAUUACAUUUUUUGCUAGGAUUUCAUGAUAAUUCUCAAGUGCUUCAGUGAUACAGCAUUUCUUGCACUUAAAAAAAAAAUCUAGAAAGUUUUGGUGGGGUAGUGUUCCCCUUUUCUUUCUUUUUUUGAUUUCUUUUAAUAAAACCUGCAAGUUACUAAACUGUAGCUUCAUAAAUUCUGUAAUAAAGUAUCAUCUUGGCAGUCUGCCUAAGGUGAAAACCUCUCCUUUCUCUAACAGAGAAAUUCUUAUUGACUCCAGUCAUAGAAAAAGCUCUUUACAACCUAAACUAAGGUUGAAGAAUCUUGAGCCUACCAUGACCUGUUUGGAUGAAUCAUUUUCAGUUAAGCUAAGUCAGACUCUAGAGAUUGUGAUGGAUUUAGGAGUAUUUGGGUAUAGAAAUCAUGAAUAUAGCAUUUGUUUUCAGAGAUUGAAGCCUCUUCUUUAGCGUAGCUCAGCAGUGACAGGUUCACUCAGAACUUCAUGGGUGCAUUGUAAAUUUGUGCCCAAUAAUGUUGUGGAAGUGGUGAUUCCCUGGGGUCAUGUUUCUACUGGCAAAAUUUGCAGUCCUGUUCUCAUAUGUAAUUUUUAAAUGGAUAAAAUUCCACCACAUCAGCUACUUAAACUGUACUGCCAAUUAAUACAAUUCUGGAAUUGUGAAAACCUGUACCAUCGAAGUACAGUGGUAUAUGUGGCUUAAUUGUUUAGCAGGAUUGCCAGACAAAACAAAUAAUAAUAUUUGGCCCGAGCAGAAAGUGUUUCCAGAAUCUGCCUGCCUGUAUUCUGCUCCUUGCUUGCCCGAAUAUUGCAUGUGACUUAACCUGAAGCGGUGGCUGGGGCCAUGCACCAUGGUGUCUCUUCAGGUCCUUUCAACGUGACAGUGUGUGUGACCCUGCGGGGGAGGAAAGUAGCCAGCGUUUCUUUGCAUCCAUGGACUUGGUUUGGAGACAUAAGGAAUAUUUUGACCCUUUUUAAAAAAGGAUUUUCUCAUGUUUUUAUUUAACAUAAAAUAAAAGAAUAACAUUUUC
Molecule: messenger RNA, 2644 nt
Organism: Bubalus bubalis (water buffalo)
Lineage: Eukaryota; Metazoa; Chordata; Mammalia; Artiodactyla; Bovidae
Gene: RBM17
Product: RNA binding motif protein 17
Exons: 12
Coding region: 155-1360 (401 amino acids)
Biological process (GO): mRNA cis splicing, via spliceosome; alternative mRNA splicing, via spliceosome
Cellular component (GO): precatalytic spliceosome
Molecular function (GO): RNA binding
Source: RefSeq, a predicted model, not a curated record